Molecule: messenger RNA, 6345 nt
Organism: Ctenopharyngodon idella (grass carp)
Lineage: Eukaryota; Metazoa; Chordata; Actinopteri; Cypriniformes; Xenocyprididae
Gene: bmp1a
Product: bone morphogenetic protein 1a
Exons: 20
Coding region: 69-2999 (976 amino acids)
Biological process (GO): proteolysis
Molecular function (GO): metalloendopeptidase activity; zinc ion binding; serine-type endopeptidase activity
Source: RefSeq, a predicted model, not a curated record
CUCCCUCCCACCCUCCGCCGAUCAUCUCUCUCCGUCUGUACCUCUAUUCCUGCUCCACUAGCCCAAUCAUGGACCUCGCAGCGAGGUGUGCGUUCCUGCUCUCCAGCUUCGCCGUGCUCGCAGCGCUCGAUUUGGACGCGAUUGAUCCCGGCUACUAUGUGGAGACCAGCAGCCCAUCAGAUGUGAUCGACUAUAAAGAUCCCUGCAAAGCUGUGGCUUAUCUUGGAGACAUUGCGCUGGAUGAGGAAGAUAUGCGCAUGUUUAAAGUGGACCGCAUUGUGAAUUUAGCCCAGAGAACGGUCACAAUUCUGAAUCACACCGAUACGGGUUCACUUUCCAAUGAGACGAGUCCAAACAAUACGGCAUCCAGUGUGGGAUCCCAUCGCAGGAAGAGGGCAGCAACGUCCAGACCUGAGAGGGUGUGGCCUGAGGGUGUCAUUCCUUAUGUCAUCAGUGGGAACUUCAGUGGUAGCCAGAGAGCCAUAUUCAGACAGGCUAUGAGACACUGGGAAAAACACACAUGUGUGACGUUCAUUGAGAGAACAACAGAGGAGAGCUACAUCGUCUUCACCUACCGGCCGUGUGGGUGCUGUUCGUAUGUUGGCCGGAGAGGAGGGGGUCCACAGGCUAUAUCCAUCGGGAAGAACUGUGAUAAGUUUGGAAUUGUGGUGCAUGAGCUCGGUCACGUUAUCGGAUUCUGGCAUGAGCACACGCGACCCGACAGAGACGAUCAUGUCAGUAUUAUACGGGACAACAUUCAGCCAGGACAGGAGUACAACUUCCUGAAGAUGGAGCCUGGUGAGGUGGACUCACUCGGAGAGGUCUAUGACUUCGACAGCAUCAUGCACUACGCAAGAAACACCUUUUCCAGAGGGAUAUUUUUGGACACCAUUCUGCCAAGAUAUGAUGUGAACGGAGUUCGGCCGCCCAUCGGUCAGAGGACCAGAUUGAGCAAAGGAGACAUCGCACAGGCACGCAAACUUUACAAGUGUCCAAGAUGUGGAGACAGUUUGCAGGAGAGUAGUGGGAACUUCUCUUCUCCUGGUUUUCCGAAUGGUUAUUCAGCAUAUAUGCACUGCAUAUGGAGAAUUUCAGUCACACCAGGAGAAAAGAUCAUUCUGAACUUUACAUCUAUGGAUUUAUACCGGAGCCAUUUGUGCUGGUAUGAUCAUGUGGAGAUCAGAGAUGGAUAUUGGAGGAAAGCACCAUUGAAAGGCCGAUUUUGUGGGGAUAAAUUACCCGAGCCGAUCGUCUCUACAGACAGUCGCCUGUGGAUUGAGUUCCGCAGUAGCAGCAACUGGGUGGGAAAGGGCUUCUCUGCUGUUUAUGAAGCUAUUUGCGGUGGGGAGGUGAAGAAAGACAAUGGUCAAAUUCAGUCUCCGAACUACCCAGAUGACUACAGACCUAACAAAGUGUGUGUGUGGAAGGUCACUGUGACUCAGGGCUACCAUGUAGGCCUUACCUUCCAGUCUUUUGAGAUUGAGAGGCAUGAUAACUGCGCGUACGACUACCUGGAGGUUCGAGAUGGGAACUCAGAAAGCAGCCCGCUGUUGGGCAGAUUCUGUGGUUAUGACAAACCUGAUGAUAUUAAAUCCAGUUCCAACCAGCUCUGGAUGAAAUUUGUGUCUGACGGUUCUGUCAACAAAGCUGGAUUUGCUGCUAAUUUCUUCAAAGAAAUGGACGAGUGCUCCAGACCCGACAACGGUCGCUGUGAGCAACGCUGUGUCAACACGCUCGGUAGUUACAAGUGUGCCUGUGACCCUGGUUAUGAACUGGCGGCGGACAAACGGAGUUGCGAAGCUGCCUGUGGUGGUUUCAUCACCAAGCUGAAUGGGUCCAUCACCAGUCCAGGCUGGCCCAAGGAGUAUCCGCCCAACAAGAACUGCAUCUGGCAGCUGGUGGCGCCCACGCAGUACCGCAUCACCCUGCUCUUUGACGUCUUCGAGACUGAGGGGAACGAUGUGUGCAAGUAUGACUUUGUUGAGGUGAGGAGCGGACUGUCUGCCGACUCCAGACUGCACGGGAAAUUCUGCGGAGCUGAGAAACCGGAGGCCAUCACCUCUCAGUACAACAACAUGCGCAUAGAGUUUAAAUCUGACAACACUGUCUCCAAGAAGGGCUUCAAGGCCCAGUUCUUCUCAGAUAAAGACGAGUGCUCUAAGGAGAACGGUGGAUGUCAGCAUGAAUGUGUGAACACCUUCGGCAGCUACAGUUGUCAGUGCAGAAGUGGCUUCGUACUUCAUGAGAAUAAACAUGACUGCAAGGAAGCCGGUUGUGAUCACGUUGUGAACAGCGUGAGUGGGACCAUCACCAGCCCCAACUGGCCAGAUAAAUACCCCAGUAAGAAGGCCUGCACCUGGGCCCUGUCCACCACUCCAGGACAUCGGAUCAAAAUAGCUUUCAAUGAAAUCGACAUGGAGCCUCAUCUGGAAUGUGCCUAUGACCACAUUGAGAUUUACGACGGUCGGGAUGGGAAAGCACCAAGCCUCGGACGCUACUGCGGCGCCAAGAAACCUCAACCAAUCAUAUCCACUGGAAACAAGAUGUUCAUCCGCUUCUUUUCUGACAACUCAGUGCAGAAGAAAGGCUUUGAGGCUUCCCAUACUGCAGAGUGUGGAGGCCGUCUGAAAGCGGAGGUGAAAACUAAAGACCUCUACUCUCAUGCCCAGUUUGGUGAUAAUAACUACCCCGGGGCGUCAGACUGUCAGUGGGUGAUCACAGCAGAGAAGGGCUACGGUGUGGAGCUCAUCUUCCAGACCUUCGAAAUUGAGGAGGAGGCCGACUGUGGCUAUGAUUACAUGGAGCUGUUUGAUGGGGCGGACACCAAAUCACCCAGACUAGGCCGCUACUGUGGAUCAGGGCCUCCAGAGGAGAUCUAUUCUGCUGGCGACUCCAUCGUCAUCAAAUUCCGCUCAGAUGACACCAUCAAUAAGAAGGGCUUCCACGUGCGUUACACCAGCACCAAGUUUCAGGACACACUCCACUCCCGUAAGAAGUGACCCCUAGUGGCCGGGAGGGGCCGUGCAGGGCCUAGGGGGAAGCGAAAGGGCCCCAGGGGGAGGGCCUCGCCUAUUGCUCGGAGCCCCCCGGCCGCCAAGAACACCCAGACUCGACGGACCAGCCGCAAGAACGCCAACCGCACCUCAGUAGUUCACAGGGGUUCUGGCAUCCCCUACUGACUGUGAGGAGUAAAGCCAUUCCGCAGUAGACCUUGUUUUUACCUUUUUUUAAUUAUUACAUUGAGGGCAAGAUGUGGAGGGGGGAGGGGGGUGGAAUGUAUUCAGUUGCUGGAUACCAAUAUAGGGGCGAAAUCGAAAGGGAUUAUUGUAUGGGAGGGUGGGUGUAGUUGAUCGGCUACUGGAAACCCCCCCUUUUUUCAUCUUUCAUGAGCCAAGAGUGCGUUUGAAAAACACAAAUACACUGAGGAACUCCUGCAGGAGAACCGAGCAGUCAACCAAACCAGUCAUCUGUGCAACAGUUGGAUAGAGGAAGUGAGAAAUGAGUGGAGCAGGGCAUUCGGGACGGGGUUCCUCACAGGUUUUCCAACCUUGAAACGUGAGAUUUACCGCUGCACUGUGGGGAAACAACCGUCUCUUCUUGACAUUAUUGGCAUUGCUUGUUCAUAAAGAGUCUUGUUGGCCAUUGUGGGCCGGUUUCUUUGUCGUUACUUGAGCAAAUGACACUGUAUGUCAAAGAGAUGCAUGUGGUACAGCUAGAAGGAAAUGUGGACGUGAUGGCACCAGCAUUUGUAAUAACUCGCUUUUUCCUGGCCAGUAGUCCAGAAGGUUCCCUGCCCGAUAUUAUCACUCUCCAGGAGGUUUUCCAGAAACAGUUAUCAUAUUAAAAGACUAAUAAACGAAACGUGGCCCAUGUCUGAUGGCUGUUAAUUGCUUUUGCAUAAAAACAGAAAGGUGGAAAAUUCAAAAUUCGCUUCAGUUGUCCUUAGUUUAAGCACACAUCUUUCCCAAGGUCCUGAUAAUAUGCUUCUGUCCUCGUAACGCUCAUUCUGUGCUUUGCCAAUCAUGAACAAAUUAGGCACAAUCACAUGAGAAUUGGUGGGCACUCUUGUGUCCUGACACCCCAACGCUGUUUUCUAAUAACACUUACUAGCCUUUUUCCUCUUUCUCAGGCUCUUUCCUUGCAGUCCAUAUGACAGGAAAUUUCACAAUUCUUAGUUGUUUUCGUAACAAAUGUCAUAGUGUGAAAGCUGCGUAUAUGGACCUUAGUCAGGGAAGACUUCUAAAAACUUGAAAAUAGACGUGAUCUAUGACUUUAAAGAGGUAGUUCAACCAAAAAAUGAAGAUUCUGUCAUCAUUUACUCUUGUAUGGCAUUCUUUCUUCUGUGAAGCCAUUUGGAAGAACUGUUUUGUCCAUAUAAUGGUCCAAAACAACAUAACAUUGGACAGCAUUGACUUUCAUUGUAUGGACAAAGAUUGUAUGUUCUUUUGUGUUCUGCAGAACAAAGAAGUGUCUGGAAUGACUUGAGGGUGAGUAAAUGAUUUUUAGAGAGUAAAAACUAUUGAACAAUCCGCACAAGUGUCCCUCACAGUCUUGUUUUCAUUCACGUCAGGUUAAAUAUGGCGUCUACUCCGACUAAGGUCCGUUGUGUGUGCAGCAAUACGAUUCGAGUUAAAACCUGAAAGAAUUGUCCUUUUUAGCAGUCUUAAGGUGCCCCAUUGCUAGAUAGGUGUUUUUCUUACAUUGUUGACUAUGGGAAAAACUGUUAAAACUGUUGUAAAAUGUUAAUUUGUACCAAUAACGUACCUCAGCGUGUGGGAGAGUGGUGGGAUGGUGCUAUUUCAAAUGAGCCCUGCAACCCCGGUCAUGUCGGUCACCUGAAAUGGCUCUUUCUCAAUUGACGUCCAAUGUCAGUUGGGAAAAGAGGACGUUAGAUGUCAAGUCUGUGCGGAAUAGUGCCGAAUAGUCUGGUCCCCGGGGUUGAUUUUUUUUAUCUGAAGUGUUCCCGCACUCCGUUUCCAAGUAUGCAGUCGACAUCACUGCUCCCUACCUCUCCCUCUCUCUCCUGCAGAGCUCCUUCAAAGGCUGUUGACUUUGUCUCCUCCGUUUCAACAGCUCUUUUCAUCAUAUGAUAUCAUUUCACACCUGUUUGCCUUUGUGGAUUUACCUAAAGCUCCUUUAAAUCUCAGGUUCAGGAUAUCUGAUUGUUGUUCCCCAACCGAAUCAUUUCAAGACACUAGAUUUUAAUCGUUUCAGGACUUGGUUACUGUUUGACUUUGGUGUAUGAAAUCCAGGAAGGCAAAUGAUGAGGAUUAUGGUUUUUAGAGGAAACAUUUCGGGGUUUUAAAAGGUUUUAGACGUUUCUGCCAAUGCCUUCCAUUUGAACUUUGAAUCAGUUCACCUCAAGCCACGUGUUCACCUCAAGCCUCUCAAUAUAUGUUCUUGCAAGCUAAGGAUGGUUACGCUUACGCUCAAGAUCAACUAACUUAUAUCCUAGUUCUUCAAAUGGAUUUUAUUUUGUGUGUCCAAGAGAACGUCUAUAUCCAAUUUCGCAUCUCUGUAUUUGAAUAUGCUUCCUAGCAUAGCUUUGUAGAGUAGUGGAGCACUUGUACAUUUUGCUAAGCAAAGCACAUUCUCCUAAGCAUUAUUAAUGUUUUAAAUGCCCAUGUUAUUUCCUGUUAGAAAUAGUGUUUUGUGGCCGAAUGCGGGCUUCAAAUGAUCUGUUUGAUUAUGAAACGUUACCUCAGCAUAAUAGUGUAUGCUUGAUCUGUUCACCCUGACCGGCCUUCCCACACAAGACUUGGUACAUGUUUAUGCAUUUUAUCAUAUGUAUGUAUGUAAAUAUGUAUUAAUGUAUUCAAAGUACACUAAACCAUAGAUAACUUGAUGAGAAGUAAGGCUAUGUGUAAUUGCAGACAAAAGAUGCAAUUUAUUUAUAUUGUAUAGCUAAUUUUCACCUAUGUAUUGCACAUAGUGUUAACAAGUGCAUCUAUUUCAUAAAAUGUUAUUUUCAUUUUGAAAUGCUUCAUGUCACAUUUUGUCUUGUAGACUCAGGAAUUGUGGAUUGACCGUUUAAUUAACUGAAUAAAAGCCCAAAUAUACAGAUUAAAUCACAGUAGUUAGCACUAUGUAUGAAAGCAAAUUAAAGGAAAACACUCGGCUAAGCACUCUAUUGUAAUUUUGAAUGCUUUCAAUGAUUUCUUUUUGUAAUAUAACUGGUUUUUCAAAUAUAAGCUGAACACUGAAGGGAAAAGUCCUACGUGUUUUAAAAGCAUUUCAUUAUUUUCUAAUGGUUUCAAGGUCUUGAGCUCACAUUGAGGAUGAAGUUUGGCUUCCUGCUUGUCUUGAUGACUGUGGAUUUCUAAAUAAACCACAUAUCAGUAUUGA